CUUUUUUUUAACUCCCGUUUCUCCUUCCUCUUCCGUUUCCGUCCAGGCUGCCGACACCUCCUUCGGCCCAGCCGCGGCCUCUCCGGGCUGUGGCGGCCCCGGGGCGACGACAUGGAGGUAAAAGAUGCAAAUGCCGCACUGCUGAGUAACUUUGAGGUGUUCCAGUUACUCACUGAUCUUAAGCAGCAGCGCAAAGAGAGUGGAAAAAACAAGCAGAGCUCUGGUCAGCAGAACCUGAACACAAUCAUGUAUGAAACACUGAAGUACAUCUCAAAAACGCCCUGUAGGUACCAGAGUCCUGAGACGGUGAGAGAUUUCCUCGUAGCGAUGAAAGGCCACAAGCUAACCAAGGCAGAAAAGCUCCAGUUGCUUAACCACAGGCCUGUGACGGCAGUCGAAAUACAGCUGAUGGUAGAAGAAAGUGAGGAAAGGCUGACAGAAGAGCAGAUCGAGUCACUUCUCCAGACUGUCACCAGUAUUCUUCCAGGGGAUCCGGAAGAACAGCAGCGAGACUCAGCAAUGGCAACCGAAGACAAAGGUGACCAAGCAUAGGAGGCACGCACACCAAAGCUGGCAGCAGUUUUGGCAGGAGUGAUCAUCUAAUAUUGUUCUAUUUUUCACUCGGUACCAGUUUAAUCUUGUAUUGAACAUCAUUGUAAAAUAUGUUAACAAUUUUUAUUACACAGAGGUGAUGAGGGAACCAAUUGUUUACAAGAAAGCAUGGAAAAGGACACUGUUGUUUUGGCAUUUUGUCAUAAAACAGGGAUUGCAGUAACUGAGUUUGUAGCAACCUGAGAAAUUAUGAAUCUGAAGCUUUUGUAUUUUCUCUGUUACCCACGUAACAGCUGUACAUUUGAAUAGGCUUACAUGCAGCUGGCAAGGUUUUAAUUAUCACAGCAGUACUAUAAUUAUAAUUGCUUUCACAUGCUUUUGAAUUCCCCAACUGGUUUUCAGAGUAGGUUCUACAGCACAAAGGCAGCUUUUGGAGCUGUUUGUGCAAAGGGCUGUUUUCAGGGCUCAGGACAGAGAGUGAUGUG
Cuculus canorus (common cuckoo) is the source of this 1037-nucleotide messenger RNA. It is a transcript of the gene CRCP, whose product is annotated as CGRP receptor component. Gene Ontology annotation, cellular component: RNA polymerase III complex. The record is from RefSeq and is a predicted model, not a curated record. Gene Ontology annotation, molecular function: nucleotide binding. NCBI's taxonomy places the organism in Eukaryota, Metazoa, Chordata, Aves, Cuculiformes, Cuculidae. The transcript is spliced from 6 exons. Gene Ontology annotation, biological process: transcription initiation at RNA polymerase III promoter. The coding region runs from base 112 to 552 and encodes 146 amino acids.